Molecule: messenger RNA, 1586 nt
Organism: Cornus florida
Lineage: Eukaryota; Viridiplantae; Streptophyta; Magnoliopsida; Cornales; Cornaceae
Product: triacylglycerol lipase 1
Exons: 9
Coding region: 123-1349 (408 amino acids)
Biological process (GO): lipid metabolic process
Molecular function (GO): hydrolase activity, acting on ester bonds
Source: RefSeq, a predicted model, not a curated record
ACUGAUCAACGCGCUGUUAUUGGGUGUGAGAACACAAACAAAAAUCCCACAUUACUUCUCAAUCCAACCGUUCUCUCAAUCCAUACUGGUAGGUUAAUCUUCCCGCCCUCGCCAUCUCGGAGAUGGAGAGGUUGGUGGUCGCCACCACGGCGGUCGCACAUUUUUUCUGUAUCUUCCUCAUAUUCUCUGUCGCAAAAGCCGAUGGCGACUUCACCGGAGAACUAAACAUCCACCGACGAUCGCCGGUCAACGGUUUAUGUGCACAGCUCAUUGCUCCCUCUGGUUAUCCUUGCGAAGAACACACCAUUCAAACAAAGGAUGGUUAUUUAUUGGGUCUCCAACGCGUAUCAUCCAGCGGAGAAAGUUUCGAAGGUCAGAGGGGUUUUCCAGUUCUACUUCAACAUGGACUCUUUAUGUCAGGUGAUGCUUGGUUUCUGGAUUCCAUAGAUCAAUCAUUGGGCUUCAUCCUUGCUGAUCGUGGUUUUGAUGUUUGGGUUGGAAAUGUGCGUGGGACGCGUUGGAGUCAUGGGCAUACAUCUUUGUCAGAGAAAGAUAAGGAGUUUUGGGACUGGAGUUGGGAGGAAUUGGCUCUGUAUGACCUUGCAGAAAUGAUCCACUUUGUGAAUUUGGUUACAAACUCAAAAAUAUUUGUUGUUGGGCAUUCACAGGGGACAAUCAUGUCUCUGGCUGCUUUCACUCAACCAGAUAUAGUGAAAAUGGUUGAAGCUGCUGCCCUUCUUUGCCCUAUAUCAUAUUUGGAACAUAUUAGUGCUCCAUUUGUUCAUAGAAUAGUCAAUAUGCAUCUUGACCGGGUGAUUCUUGCAAUGGGCAUUCAUCAACUUAAUUUUAAAAGUGAUGUGGGCGCUUAUAUCUUGGAUUCGAUAUGUGAUGGGCAUGUAGACUGCAACGACUUGCUAACUUCUAUUACAGGAGAAAACUGUUGCUUUAACAACUCUCGGGUGGAUUUCUACCUUGAAUAUGAACCCCACCCUUCAUCAUCGAAGAAUUUGAAUCAUCUUUUCCAAAUGAUCCGUAAGGGUACUUUUGCGAAGUAUGACUAUGGAAUCUGGAAAAACCUGAAGCAAUAUGGCCAGUUAAAACCCCCAGAAUUUGAUCUUAGCCGCAUACCGGAGUCAUUGCCAUUAUGGAUGGCUUAUGGGGGAAAUGAUGCCUUGGCAGACGUUAUGGAUGUGCAGCACACCCUGAAGGAUCUGCAGUCUAAACCAGAGUUGCUUUAUCUUGAGAAGUAUGGUCACAUAGACUUCCUUUUGAGUGUAAACGCAAAGGAAGAUGUUUUCGACAGUAUGAUCGCUUUUUUCAAGUCAUGGAGAAGGUCUAGUAGUAUUUGACUGACUGCUUCAAGCAGUAAGUGAUGGACAUGGUCCACGACUGUAUCUUACUGUGUGUAUAAUGUAUAUGCUGUAAAGUUCAUAUUCUAUUUCUAUUUUAUCUUUGUAUAGGGAAUGAACAAAGCAGAAUAUUAAGAUUGGUAAUGAAGGUUUUUUUUUAACAAAAAAAAAAAAACUUUAUUUACCUUUUGUAUUUGUUUGGUUACCAAGAAGAAUAGGACGGGUAGAAAAAAGAUU